AUGGUGGAUUUAGCAAGUAAUUAUGGCAUAUAUACGAGACUUACCGGCAAAAAAAAAAACUUGCCACCAGUACUUAAACCUUCCUCGUCCACCCGACUCCCACAACUAUACCAUCCACUGCCAAAAGCUCGGAGACGACAGUUCGGACCACAACCAUUGAUAUCGGUAAUUUCCGGUAAAACGGCGUACCGACUGGACGAACCCAGGAGCUAUGGUGGGCUUGGGAGCUAUAGUACACCUGGAUACCCCCCCGCACCGCCGAAUGUUUAUUUCGUACCGCCGAGCUGUACACCUAGACCAGCCCCUCUGUGGUUACCCAUCCCACACAAUUUUCGGCAUCGGCGUGCGGUUGCGACUUCGCCUUAUCACCACAUGGAAAACAGUAUUACUGAUGACGGUUCCGGUCCUGUUGAGCCAACCCCACCUACCGGAGAUCCUGAAUCGGUAUCCGUUGAUGAAUAUGUACGGAAAUUUCAAAACUGGCGGUUAGGUGUUGAGAGUUUUGGCUCUCCUGGGGGUGCGGAGGAAUUGCCGCUAAGAAUGCAAAUGCCUAAAUCUGAUUUUAUCAGAUUCAGCGAGAUCCUAGAUGUAGGCGAUGACGAAAAGUUUCCGAAAAUUUCGUUUAAUGCGUUAACCUCCACACUCAUCAUCCAACAUAUGCCAAGCCCAAUUCAUGAAAAGGUUAUCAGCACAGUCUCGGAAGGGUUCAAUCUAGCAAGAAGUAGCCUCCCUACACCACUUCGUCAGAGAAUUGCCAUCGUCUACAAUCAAAAAUUCCGCUCUUUUAAACGUGGUUACAAAGGGUCUGGAAAAGUACCCGAUACCAUGGUUCAGGUGGAAAAUGCAGCUGGGACUCUGGAGGUAAAGUUCAUAUUGGAAGUUGGUUAUACUGAGAUGUAUGAUGAUCUGGUUCGGGAUGCUAGAAUGUGGUUGGAGGGAACAGAUACCGUGUCCGCGGUAAUGCUAGUAAAAAUGAAUGAGGAUCCCGCUUACCAAAACCCAACCUCACGACUUACCGAUGAGGAGUUUGACAACCUAGAAUUUCCUCCAUCUGAAGAAGUUUCCCAAGAGCUUUUCUCCCUUGAUGAGGCCCAUGGACCUGCUUGUUAUAAAGGUCUACGUUGGGUAGGCAAAAUUACUAGUUCGAUUGAAAUCUGGAAACGUCAUCCCACGUCUCACGUGGCAAUUCGCACGUUAGGCCCCCAUAACCACUUAAACGCAGACAAUUCAACCUAUAUAUACUUUCACCUCUGCGAUUUUAUGGACGUCUCCUCUGCAGAGAAUCAUUAUGUUGGCUUUGACUGGGGUCCCUUCCACAGAAAACUAGGAACUUAUAUCAGAGAGUUGGCGGUGGAACGGUGUGGUAAGGCGCUCGAAGCUCGUGAAGGAAGAGCGAAUGUGCUGGACCAUAAUUUUCAACCCUCCCCUGCUGCUGGCUCCACAUAGUGGACAAUGUCUGUAAUAUGGAUAAAUAGUGGUGGUCACGCCUUUUUCUCCGCUCCUUUUUUUCACUUUUUUUCCAUCACAUUAUUUCAUUUUUUUCCCUGGCCAUAGACUCUUGCCCCCCAUGUCUUUUUUCUUCUCCCUUGUACAAUAGAUAAACAUUCAGGGCCUUUUUUUCCCCAAACAGAAAGAAA
Messenger RNA from Tuber melanosporum (Perigord truffle), 1637 nucleotides. RefSeq lists its product as uncharacterized. Lineage: Eukaryota; Fungi; Ascomycota; Pezizomycetes; Pezizales; Tuberaceae. The transcript has 5 exons. Bases 1 to 1446 code for a protein of 481 amino acids. The record is from RefSeq and is a predicted model, not a curated record.